Odontomachus brunneus is the source of this 7033-nucleotide messenger RNA. RefSeq names its product trithorax group protein osa-like (gene osa). The record is from RefSeq and is a predicted model, not a curated record. The coding region runs from base 1 to 6294 and encodes 2097 amino acids. The transcript has 20 exons. Lineage: Eukaryota; Metazoa; Arthropoda; Insecta; Hymenoptera; Formicidae. Gene Ontology annotation, molecular function: DNA binding; nucleosome binding. Gene Ontology annotation, cellular component: nucleoplasm; SWI/SNF complex; nBAF complex. Gene Ontology annotation, biological process: positive regulation of DNA-templated transcription; chromatin remodeling; regulation of transcription by RNA polymerase II.
AUGGCUGCGACGCAAGCCGAGAGCCAACAAAACGAUGUGAAGCUGAGCGAGUCCGUGAAAUGCGCACAGAAGCGUACGCAAGUCGGUGGGAAUAGUGCGAGUGCCAGUGCGAAGCAGCAGCUGGAUCCGGAGCCGGACGAUAAAGUGUCCCGGGGCGCGGCCCAGCUGCUUAAAUAUGUGAAUCGCGGCGGGGACAACACGGGCUACGAGAUGAGUCAAUACCGCGAGGACAUUGGACACACUGCUGCCGGUGAGGUAAAAUCACCGCGCGAGGUUGGCCAGGCGCCUCAGGAGCCCGUCGGCAAGCAAGAGGGCCACGAUGCGCCCGGCCACCCCGGCCACCCCGGCCAUCCGUUCGCGCCAAACGUGAUGCGCGACUACGCCGACGAGUACAGCAACAAAUCCAGCGAGUUCGCCGCGAGCAAGUCGCUCUCCGACUAUCCGGCCGGUAAGCAGUUACCGGAGUAUGUGACCAAGCACGCGGACUUCCCCGGCAAGCAGCUGGACUACCAUGGUAAACACUUGAUGCACGAGAGCGAGCGGGCGCACAGGGCCGAGAUGGAGGAGCAUUAUUCCGCCUCCAAGAUCGAGUCGCGUCUCACGUAUGUCAGCGCGAACCCGGCCAGCUACUCGGGCCAGCCAAGGUUUCUCUCUGGACAAAGUAUAUCCCAGGCCACUGGCCCUACGCCUACGUUGAACCAGUUGUUGCAAGCGUCCACACCGGUGCAUCGACUUCAUGGAAAUUACCCUGGAAUGGCACCAGAGUCCUAUCAGCAGCCAUGGCCUAUGCAGAGGCCACCAGUUGUACCUCCUGUUUAUCCACAACCUAGCCAGCGUCCUCCACAGACGGGUUCACCAAGAUUACACGCAGGACCAGGAGGACAGAGUUCCCCAACACCCAUGCAAUAUCAACAGUAUACCCAACGAUAUUCCUCUCCAGCAAGACCUCAUGCACCCUACAGUCACCAUCAGUUAAACUCUUAUACGACGCAAACCAGUCAUCCAUCAAGCCUAUAUACAGAACAAAGGUGGAAUCAAGGUGGCCCAUCAAAUCCACCACCACCACCGAGUAAUCAAGUCACUCCUUCGGGUCAGUCACCACAGCGUGCUUUGUCUCAGUCACCAGCUCCACCACCUGCUGCAUCACCCCAGCCACAGGCUGCUAGCCAAUCCCAGGCUUUCCACAAUCUGCAACAGCGAGCGACAACACCAAAUACUCAAGGAAUUGAUUCAGGGGAGUUAUCAGGACAGAAUAGUAACGACAGUUCGAAUGGACCAGCUUGCCCAGGGACACCAAAUUCUCAGGGGAUGAGACCUACCCCGUCACCUACAGGAUCCACAGGUUCUCGCUCGAUGUCCCCUGCUGUUGGUCGGUCUUUUUUACGCCAACAAAACGUUCAGAUGCCUCCUCGUCCGUCGAGUAGUCAGUCGGAUGGUAGUGGACCAGCACGCAUGAGUCACUCUCCUAUGACCACUCAAGGAGCCUACCAGCAGCCAUUGGGUCCUUCACCACACAUGCACAGCUACAAAAUGAACAGCAGCGGUCCUGGCGUGGUGCAACCAGGACCCGGCUCGACAUCUCUUGGUGGCAUCAGCCCCAUGGGUGGUGGCAUGGGGUAUGCAGCCGGGGGAACCGCUGGCGGCCAGCCUGGGGGUUAUCAUGCGCAAUCUACGUAUCCACCUCCACGUCCUCAUAUGCAGUUUUCGCAAGGAUAUCCGACACCGACCAACUCACAACCACCACCUAACAACCAGUAUCAGCCUCCCAACAGACCUAAUAAUCUGGUACAAUACCCACCAUACACGCAUAAAAUGGGGUUCAACAGCGUGCCACCGGGGAUGCCACCCAGCCCGGGACCACCGCAAGUUUACGGUACCAGUGGUGCGGCAGGUAUGGUACCGCCGGGUGCUCCAGGGGUGCCCGUUAUCGGUAAUAUGGGGCCGCCAGCGAGCUCCAUGGGCCCACCACCGCCGUCUCCCAAUCACAUAAGCAACCAACCGCCACCUACCAGUUCAGCGGUGCCGCACUUGCAUACCCCGGCAGCCACACCGCCUCUCAAUCAUGAGGGUAGCCCGAUGCCACCACCGAGUACCACACCAAAUUCACAUCCUGCUUCAGCACCGACGCCAACUAGCCACAAUUCCGCAGAUCUCACAGCUGAGACUUCCAACGACAGUGGCAUAACUACUACCGCUUCAGGUACGUCAGCUAUAAAUGUCAUAUCUACUUCAAGCGGUACUGUCACGUCUGUAAUAACGACAGGUCCAGACGGCACGUCUCUGGAUGAAGGCUCACAACAGUCAACGUUGUCUAACGCAUCAGCCGCUUCUGGUGAAGAUCCAGCAUUUACGCCAAAAGUGCGGAAAGAAAUGAUGGGAGGAUAUCAUAGCCAUCCCGCAACACCGCAGAGUACAGUCCCGUCUCCUGGUGCUGCUAGCAUUAAUUCAAUUCACGAGGAAUAUUCUGACAUGAACAGUCCUGGUUGGCCACGUACUCCUGCUAGUCCUGUGUUUAACAGUCAUGUGCCUCAAGACCCGUACAGAUCUAAGAAGCCAGAUAGCCUGGCAAAAUUAUACGAAAUGGAUGACUCGAUGGAACGAAGAACUUGGUUGGACAAAUUGGUCACUUUCAUGGACGAGCGAAGAACACCGAUCACCAGCUGUCCCACCAUCUCCAAGAACCCCCUCGAUCUAUUUCGGCUAUACAUCUACGUGAAGGAGAGGGGGGGCUUCAUGGAGGUAUGCAAGGUAACGAAAAAUAAAACCUGGAAGGAUAUCGCCGGUCUGUUGGGCAUUGGUGCGAGCAGUAGCGCGGCUUAUACCCUACGCAAACAUUACACGAAGCAUUUGUUGGCGUUCGAGUGCCACUUUGAUCGCGGUGGUGUGGAUCCGCAGCCUAUCAUCAAUCAGGUUGAGGCGGGCUCGAAGAAGAAAGGAUCCAAGGGAACUGCUUCCGUACCAUCACCGGGUUCUUCCAAUUCUCAAGAUUCCUUUCCUGCUGCGGGCUCGAGCAACACCUCGAUGGAUGGUUACGGAAGUUAUCAGAGUAGUUACGCGGGUGGUACACCAGGUGGUCCGUCGUCGGAGUACACGCCACCUCCACCUAGGCCACCCAGUCAAAGUAGCGCACCAUCGGCUCAUCAAGGGAUACAACAAGGCAGUUACCAGAACACUGGCUCUUACCAGAACUACCCGCAAGAUCAGUACAUCCGGCCGCAGGGAAACGCGUUGUCUCAGCAAGGAGAGUUCAGUCAGCCGUACUCACCUAGGUCGCAUUACCCUCCAUACGUACCAGAUGUCGACAGAGGAUAUCCCGGCGGUAAUAUGCCGCCGAAUAACGCUACCGGACAGGAUAUGUACAACAGGUACACAAGUGGCCAGCAACCUGCUAGCUAUCCCACGGGAACACCGCCCAACGCGCGAAGCAACAGCUACCCGUCAGGACCACAAGCUCACCCGGCCACUGUGCAACAACAAACGGCGACCAGUCAGCCUUCCUCGCCCUCGCAGCCGCCAGCUGCAUCGUCAUAUUCCUGUCCGCAAGAUUACUAUCGACAAGAACAGAGUGGGUACGGGGCGCCCGGUGGAACUCAAAUAUAUACCGGAAGCGGAUCGGCUAACAAGAAUAUGCCACCGCCGCCUCCGGGUCCUACCCAACCUAGACGCCACCCAGACUUUGCCAAAGACCAACAAUAUCCUCAAUAUAAUCAACAACGACCAGCGUAUUCAGGAUGGCCAAAUACUACCAAUCAGUACAAUAGUAAUAGUGGAAAUAAUAGGGUACAAUACCCGACCCAGCAAACACAAUCGCCAUCGCCGCAACAACAGCAGCAGCAACAACAACAAGCAUCCCAGGUGGUGGGCGCCCCUGCACCACCCGCUUCAGCAGUGGUGGGCGGUAUGUCCAGUAGUCAACAGUGGGCCAGCCAACAAUCGAACAGGUCUUCGUCUCAACCAUCUCUGAACGCUAUAGCACAUGCACCACCACCGCCGUGGGAUCAUCGUUACACGAAUCAACCGUCCCCUUUAUAUCCAGCACCCGGAAAUCAUCAGAAUCAACUCGGUGUGAGUCCCAUGAUCAGUCAACAACCAACGUCAAAGAGAGAAAUGACAUUCCCUCCUGACAGCGUAGAAGCAAUUACGCCUCUUUUGUACAAGCGACGAAAACUGACGCGCGCUGACGUGACGCCAAUUGAAGCUUGGCGUGUCAUGAUGUCUUUGCGAUCGGGUCUCCUCGCCGAAAGCUGCUGGGCCCUUGACGUAUUAAACAUUUUGUUAUUUGACGAUUCUUCCGUAAGUUAUUUCGGAUUAGCACACUUACCCGGAUUAUUGGACGUUCUGCUGGAACACUUCUCACGCGCCCUCACCGACAUGUUCGAAACAUCUGUGAGCGACGACGAUCGUUGGAACCAAGCCACGGAUGGUCCGGAAGUGGAUCUCGGCGCGGUGACGCGUCCGAUCGAUCCCGAGGACCGGACGAAACUGUUAUCGACAUCGAAUUACACGUUUCUCUCGAGGAGAGGUCGCCCGGUGAAGAUCGUGCCUAGAGACGACGACUUGUUUGUUUUGGACAGCAGGAGGCCUUGGGAUCAUCAAGAAUGCGAGUCGGAGACCGAACCUUGGCAAGUCGACGCGAACGCGACCAAAUAUAUCGUGACGUGUUUCCAGUCUGAGGUGGGCACGGUGCCUUUCGCCCGCCUUCUGAGAGACGAAAAACCGCCGUUGUUGCAGAAGGAGGUCGAGAGCACGGAUUCUAAGGACGAAGCCAAAGUGGACGUCGGCGUCCUCGAGACGGUAGAUUUCACACACAAAUCCGGCGAGCUUGGCGACAAGCCCAGUAAGGACAGCGGCGAACGUAAGCAAUUGGACAAGAAGAAGAAAACAAAGACCCUCAGCGACGUGCUGUCCAGGAUCAAGAAGGAACCCUUGGAAAUGAACGAUCUCACGAGAGAACUGUUCGAGAAAAAGAAUGACGGCUUCAAGAAGGAAUGCGACAACGAGACGAAGGCGAACAAUAACAUGGGCGAGCAUUUCGGCAGCGGCGACUCAUCGAAGAACGACGAAGAUUCGCUGCCGACACAGAACGGACUGAACGACUCGACAGCAGUGUCGGCAAUGACGUCGGCAGUGGUAGCGACGAGCAAUAUCGACAUGGACAAGAUCGAGGUGAAGAUGGACCCGACCGAAGAGCACGAGAUGUCGACGAGGGACGACAAGGAGGGACCAAGAUUAAACAUAAGAGAUCCGGCCGGCACUCUGAAGCGACGGCGGAUAAGCGACUACGAGGACGAGAGUUACUCCAGGGACGAGGCGAGCCUCUAUCUGGUGACGGAGACGCAGGACAAUCUGGCCCGCCGUUGCGUGUGCCUGUCGACGAUCCUGAGGAAUCUCACCUUCAUCCCAGGCAACGAGGCCGAAUUUGCCAAGAAUGUCACGUUUCUUAGUCUGCUCGGCAAGUUAUUGCUGCUGCAUCACGAACAUCCGGUUAGGGCGCAGAAAACUCGCAACUACGAUCGCGAGGAGGACGCUGACUUCGCGGACUCGUGCAGUAGUCUGCAGGGUGAGGGAGAAUGGUGGUGGGAUUUUCUGCAUCACGUGAGAGAGAAUGUCCUAGUGAUGGCCGCGAACAUAUCCGGCCACAUGGACCUCAGCCAGCAUCCGGAAGAGAUCUCGCGACCUGUCCUCGAUGGUCUGUUGCAUUGGGCUGUGUGCCCAGCAGCACACGGCCAAGAUCCCUUCCCCACUGUCGGUCCCAACUCCUCGUUGUCGCCGCAGAGACUUGCGCUGGAGGCGCUGUGCAAAUUAUGCGUGACCGAGUGCAACGUAGACCUGGUAGUGGCGACCCCGCCGUACUCCCGAUUACAGAGACUAUGCUCCGUGUUGACCAGGUUGCUGUGCCGCAGCGAGGAACAGGUGCUGCGCGAGUUCGGCGUGAAUCUACUACACUUCCUGUCGGCCGCGGACAGUGGCGUCGCGCGCACCAUCGCCUUGCAGACACCCUGUGUUGCGUUGCUCGUCGCGUUCAUCGAACAGGCCGAGUCAAGCGCCCUCGGCGUGGCGAAUCAGCAUGGCCUAGCGGCGCUGCGCGACAAUCCAGAAUCGAUGGGCACCAGCCUAGACAUGUUGCGGCGCGCCGCCGGCACGCUGCUCAAUCUCGCCAGGCAUCCGGACAACCGAACUCUGCUCCUGCAACACGAGUCCCGUCUGCUCGCCCUAGUGAUGAGCCAGAUUCUGGAUCAGCAGGUCGCCGCGAUAGUUGCGCGUGUGUUGUUUCAGUGUUCGAGGGGCACGUAACUCUUUUGUCGGUCGGGACACAAUGAAGAUGACACGCUACGCGGAUGUUUAACGGUGCCGGCUUAGACGACGAUGAUAAGUAAGACGCACGCGACGACAAUGACGAUUAUGACUGCGUCGUUGUGAUGGUAAUAUAUGCUGUGUACUGCUAGUGUGUAAAAGGCGAAAAGAGAGAGAGCGGGAGAUAGUGAGAGGAAGUGGAGGAGAGAGAGUGUGUGUGAGAUAGUGAGAAGAGAGGGAUAUUUGUCGGAGAGUUAGAGAGUAUAGAAAGGAGAAGAAAGAAAGAAAGAAAGAACAGAGAAAGAAAGAAAGACAAGCAGGCAAGCAGGCAGGCAAGAGACACGCGCGACGAAACAGCGCACGAGUGAAGGAACAAAAGUGCUGAAUAGGCCAUGGCAGCGCAAUUGUAGUUUUAUAUCGAUUAAACAAGAAGUAAGAAAGUUUAAUUAUCGGUGUUAGAGCGUGUAGGUAUACCCGAUGCAAUCUCCGCCCAUCGGUAUACCUUCCCUUCGUGAAAUGAAUAAUAUCGAUAGUGUAAGAUAUUUCAUAGUUAAUGAAAGAAAAAAAAGAUACACAUGUAGACACGUGUACACACAUGCAUACACGCGCGUAUACACACAUGCAUAAAUACACGCACACGUACAUACACACUACGUGCAUGAAAACGCUCCACAUGGAGAUUAAAGUUACAAACAAACAUGUAGUUCAACAUCAUACAAGUGUACACACACACACACGC